GGCGUGGGAAGAAAAAUGAAUCUUCUACCAAUUUCGAUAGUCCUUUUUGUUUUUACUGCUGGUGAAGCAAAAAAUUUGCCUAAAAAUUCGGUUUGUUCCGAUAUAUUGGACCCGGCUUUAAUAGCAGAGAUAGCAAGUUACGAAAAAGUCAAAGAUGAAAUCGUGAAAUUUGUGACUGAAGGUGAAUUCAAGGGUAAAGUUUAUGAUGAGUUGGCAAAAUUCGUAGACAAGUUUGGUGCUCGAAUUUCGGGAUCGGAAACUCUCGAGCGAUCUAUUGACUAUCUGGUCCAGUUGACGCGAGAUGAAAAUAUCAAGGACGUUGACAUUGUUACGGAGGAAGUUAAGGUACCGGACUGGGUGAGAGGUGAGGAAAAAUUCACACUAUUAAAACCAAGAGUCAAAAAUAUCGACGGGUUAGGGCUCGGUUCAAGUGUUGGCACUCCACCAGAGGGCAUCACGGCUGAAGUUAUAGUUGUAUCAAGCUUUGAUGAAUUUAGCAAUAUUUCUGAACACGAUGUUAAGGGUAAAAUUGUUCUUUUCGAUGCUAAGUUUGAGAAAUACUCAGUGACAAACAUAUAUAGGACGGCCUCAGCAUCAGUCGCAGCAGAAAAGGGGGCAGUUGCAACUUUAGUGCGAUCAGUAACACCAUUUUCAAUAAGUUCACCGCACACUGGCCAACAAUACUACACGGAGAACGUUGUAAAGAUCCCAACAGCUGCCAUCGCCGUCGAAGAUGCGGAUUUACUACGAAGGAUGUAUGACCGUGGUGAAAAAAUAGAGGUCCAUAUACAAAUGUCAGCUACAACAAACGAAGACAAAAUUUCAAGAAAUACUUUAAUCGAUUUGAAAGGUACUGAACGGCCUGAAAAACUUGUAAUAGUAUCCGGUCAUGUAGAUAGCUGGGACGUUGGACAGGGAGCUAUGGACGAUGGUGGUGGAGUAUUUAUUAGUUGGGCUGUACCUGUGAUAUUGCAACGACUUAAUCUUAGACCAAAGCGAACUAUUAGAUCAAUAUUUUGGACUGCGGAAGAGCCAGGUUUGAUUGGAGCGAAGGCAUAUGAAGCGAAACACAGGAAUGAAAGCCAUAAUAUCAAUUUUAUCAUGGAAUCCGAUGAAGGUACCUUUGCACCACUCGGCUUGGUAGUUACUGGUACACAAGAGGCGAGAUGUAUUAUAGCUGAAGUUUUGAAACUGUUCGAAUCGAUAAAUGCGAGCACAUUGAUUGAAAGCGAUAGUCCGAGCUCAGAUAUUAACGUGAUCGUCGAAACUGGAGUGCCAGGAGCGGGCCUGUAUAAUGCUAACGAUCGUUAUUUCUGGUUCCACCACACUGAAGGAGAUAUGAUGAAUGUAGAAGAUCCAAACGAAUUAGAUUUGGGCGCUGCAAUGUGGACGGCGGCUGCGUACAUCAUCGCCGAUAUUUCGGUAGAUAUUCCACGCGCAUAACAAUAUUCCAACAAAAGUUAAAUACUAGCAAAACUUAAUACUUGCACAUGAAUUUUUAAAGAACAUGUUGUUUGUGAUAAAAUCAAUGAUAUCAAUAA
Molecule: messenger RNA, 1541 nt
Organism: Hyposmocoma kahamanoa
Lineage: Eukaryota; Metazoa; Arthropoda; Insecta; Lepidoptera; Cosmopterigidae
Product: carboxypeptidase Q-like
Exons: 3
Coding region: 16-1443 (475 amino acids)
Biological process (GO): proteolysis; peptide catabolic process
Molecular function (GO): metallodipeptidase activity
Source: RefSeq, a predicted model, not a curated record